This is a messenger RNA of Mirounga angustirostris (Northern elephant seal), 806 nucleotides long. Its product is annotated as NADH dehydrogenase [ubiquinone] 1 alpha subcomplex subunit 3-like. The transcript has a single exon. The coding region runs from base 400 to 654 and encodes 84 amino acids. NCBI's taxonomy places the organism in Eukaryota, Metazoa, Chordata, Mammalia, Carnivora, Phocidae. The record is from RefSeq and is a predicted model, not a curated record. Gene Ontology annotation, cellular component: mitochondrial inner membrane.
GGCUGCUCUCAGGGCCUGGCAGAGAGAGUACAAGAGCUUGGAGCACUGGUGGUGCCAGAAAGGAGGCACUCAAACGGGGACAGGGACAUGUCAAAUGGACAAAGGAGAAGGGGGCCCCACGUGCCAAAUCUGGGACAAGUUAAUUUACACCAUUUAUCUCCUUAAGGUUCUAACAAUUCCAGUUAAGAGACAGAUUGUUAUAUUGGAGAACAAAAGGUAACUAGGCUGUUUUUAAAACACAUCUAAAACAAAGAUAUAGAAAGGAUUUAAGAUGCAGAAAAAGAUACACAUUAACUAGAAGAAAGCUUGUGGUAGCUAUCUUGAAAUGCCCACUUAAAGAAACAUGGCUUGUGAGUGCUCCGCGUGCUUGCCGCAGCCGUCGCCUCCGCUGCGACCAAGAUGGCAGGGAGACUCGCCACCUUCCUCAAGGAUGCCUGGGCCAAGGAGCCGGUGCUGGUCCUGUCCUUCACCAUCGGGGGCCUUGCUCUAAUUCUGCCCACCCUCAGCCCCUUCACCAAAUAUGCCACCAUGAUCAACCAGGCCACGCCCUACAACUAUCCAGUGCCCCUCCGAGAUGAUGGGAACAUGCCCGACGUGCCCAGCCACCCCCAGGACCCCCAGGGCCCAAGCUUGGAGUGGCUGAAGAACUUGUGAGCACCCCCGGUGACAUGGAGGAGGCCCCUCCCCUGAGCCAAUAAAAUGUGAAAAGCGACCCCAGAAAAAAAAAAAGAAAAAGAAACACGGCUUGCAAUUGUUCGAAACAAAAAAGCUGGCACUCAAACCUCAGCAAAAAGUUUUACGGCUGG